GAAGCUCUAGAAUUAAGACAACUUUACAGAGAACUAAGGGAGAAUAAAAAGAAGAAUCAGAUGAUUAUCUCUAAAAGUACCUUUAACAAAGACAAUCUCUACGUCAAUGAUAAUGUUAAGGAAAAUGAGAUAAAUGCAAUGUCAAAAGAUUCUAAUAAUAAUACAGAAGAAGAAUACAUGUCUCAAACAGAUGAGAAUGACUUGGAAGAAAUGAUUGAAACGGAAAAAAGUUUUGCAGAAGCAGUACAAGAUGUAUCCACUGAAUUUGAUGAAAUCCAGUUUAAUAGUUUAUCUCAAAAAACAACAGACAUGAUGGAAAUAAACAGAAAUUCAGAGAAACAAACCACACUAAAAAGUACUGACCAGCCAGAUAAAGAUGGGUUCAUACCAAAAAGCAAGAACACAGAGCCUAAAAGGCUUAAAUCUCCAAUAACUUUUAAGACAAGAGAUAACCAGAGAAUGGCUACAAGGCUCGAUUAUAUCUUUAUAGAAGAUCAGUAUGUGCAAAAUUGUACAUUAACUUAUAUGAGAUUUGGAAAUUCUGAUCACCUCUUAGUAGAAAGUGAGUUAAACUUUGCCAAGAUUUCUUUAAAAGCUGCAUACUGGAAAUUAAAUAUAAAAAGCUUGGAGAAUGCCCAUAUAACAAGUGCCCCUUCUAAGGCCCCAGAGAGUAGUAUUAAUAAGCAGAGCAAAAAAAUUACUAAUUUAGAAUGUAAAAUCGCAUGCGGGGAGGUAAACCCGAACCUAGAGUUAAUGGUAGAACAAUAUAAAAGAAAACUACAAGAUGAACUCACAAAUUUGGCCAACAAAUGGCAAAUUAGAUCUGGGGCAUGUUGGCUCGAGGAAGGGGAAAAGUCAACCAAAUGUUUCUUUAUGAGAUAUAAGCUCUGA
This is a messenger RNA of Dentiscutata erythropus, 891 nucleotides long. Lineage: Eukaryota; Fungi; Glomeromycota; Glomeromycetes; Diversisporales; Gigasporaceae. The record is from the annotation of a GenBank genome assembly.